Messenger RNA from Pogonomyrmex barbatus (red harvester ant), 1324 nucleotides. RefSeq lists its product as uncharacterized. The record is from RefSeq and is a predicted model, not a curated record. Lineage: Eukaryota; Metazoa; Arthropoda; Insecta; Hymenoptera; Formicidae.
UAUUUUGGCGCUUCCUUGCGAAGCGCUAUCUCGCGAAGCGCGCAAGAACGUGUUCAAGUUUUGUGAGGGCAAUCGCGCCGAGUAGCACGCGUGCGGACCGCAUAGUCGUAUGCUGUGUGCCUUCGCGUGUCAUUGCGGAGGAUGCUGUCGAUCUAAACGACAAAUCCUCAUCUCACAAUCGCACAACAUGUCCUUGUGCUUUCGCAUGCUGCCCGGCAAAUUGUCGUCGCUUGUCAGUGGUCGGAAAUCAUCGUCAAAGUUCGAUCGUCAUCAACUGCAAAAACACAUUGAGUCAUCUGCCUUCUUGAAACAGUUUUUGGGUACACAGAGAGCCCUGUCAGUAAGAGCAAAUACUGUCAGCAAAUCGAUACCUUUUGUAAAUUGUACUCUACCUCCGAAUUUAUCCCUGGCUUCAUUUGACAGUCGCAACCAAUGGAAUGAGAAACUAACUAAACGAUAUGCCGAUGAUGAGAGCAAGAACGCAACAAUAUAUUGGGCCCAGAGUCCACGUAGGCUGCAUAAAUUACAAAGACUCAGUGUAACCUCCUUGAAAAAUAGGAAACAUGUAGCUUCUACAGGAAUUGCAUCGAACAAUAUUAAAACCUUUCAGAUACAAGAUGUAGGAAAUGCUAAAGAUCCGAUUCCAGAUAAUAACAGAAUGAUCUCUUUAGAAAGCUUGUACAGUAAUCGAGAAACAAAUGUUGAUAUAAAAGUCUUGUUUGCUUCUGACAACAUGGACAUUCUAAAGACAAGUCCACAACAGCAAUCACCACAAGAAAAUGAGAAUAAACCAUCGCAGGAACAACUGCAAUCCAUAGUUGAUUGUCUUAGUCAAGAUUUACCAAAGCUGUUUGUGAAACCUUUGAAUUAUUCGAUAUAUACCCAGGAUAUAACGUUUAUCAAUAACAUUAGAGGGACAACAACAAGGGGACUUAUGAAUUAUGCAAAGCAGUUAAUAUGGUUGAGAGUAAUUGGUCAUAUAAAGUUUGCGCAUAUCAAACUCGAUAUCAUUAAGAUCACAAUGCAUACUGAAGAUGAUACUGUAAAAGUUCGGUGGCGUAUACGAGGUGUCACAGGCUGGAAAGUAAUCUCUAUGUUUUGGAAGUAUAAAUUUUGGAAAAUACAAGAUAGUAUAAAUGACAACCAUGAAGUAUGGUACGAUGGCUUCUCUACAUUUUAUGUUAAUACCAAUGGAAAAAUCUAUAAACAUAUUGCGGAUAAGAUGAUGCCUGAUCAGGAUCAAAUAACUGUGAAAAAAAACGACUUGCGUAUUGCAACGAAAUUAGCGUUAUUCACAGGUCUUGCAAGCAUGUUCGAUAGUAAU